GAAUGUCAAAUGACUUUUAAUUUUUCCAAUUUUCUAAGCAAAAGAAGUGUGAAUCAGCAAAUAAACGACUCUCUUAAAACGUUUUAAAUAAAUUUAGUGAAACCAUUUGUUGAAAUAUUUAGCUUUAUUAUUAUUUGUCAUAUUCAUCUAAUUUUUUACUAGUGAACCAUGCCAAAAUAUAACAUUAAAGUGAAAUGGGGCAAAGAAUCCUAUCAAGUGGAAGUAAACACAGAUGAGUCUCCAGAGAUUUUCAAGGGGCAAAUUUUUACAUUAACAGGAGUCUUACCAGAGAGACAGAAAGUUAUGCUUAAGGGUGUUACAUUAAAAGAUGAUGACUGGAGCAACUUUAAACUUAGAGAUAAUGCCACAGUACUCUUAAUGGGAAGCAAAGAAGAGGAUGUACCAAAAGAGCCUGUAGAAAAGACUGUUUUUGUUGAGGAUAUGAAUGAAAGUGAAUUAGCAACAGCUCUGGAUCUUCCUGCGGGACUUAAUAAUUUAGGAAACACAUGUUAUAUGAAUGCGACUGUCCAGUGUCUUAAGACUGUACCAGAACUCAGGGAUGCAUUGCAAAAUUUUCAAGAGGGUGUAGCAGUCGCAGGUGGAGUUAUUCCAGCUCAGUCUAUUACAGCUGCGUUGAGGGAUUUGUAUGCUACCAUGGAUAAAGGACACACAGUGCCCCCUAUAGUUUUAUUACAGGUUUUGCAUAUGGCAUUUCCAAGAUUUGCCGAGAAAAAUGAACAUGGUGGCUUUGCACAACAGGAUGCUAACGAAUUCUGGACAGAACUGGUCAGAAUGUUACAACAAAAACUACCCUCAAAAUCAAACGAAGGCAACGAUAGUCAAGAAAAAUUUAAAUCAAUUAUAGACCAAUUCUUUGGAGGUACAUUUGACGUCGAAUUAAAAUGUGAUGAGGCUCCUGAAGAACCCGUCACGAAGAGUAAAGAGCAAUUUCUGCAGCUGAGCUGCUUUAUGUCCACAGACGUUAGGUAUAUGCAUUCUGGAUUAAAAAGUAAAAUGCAAGAACAAAUAACCAAGAAAUCACUGACCUUAGAUAGGGAUGCAGUUUAUACAAAAACCUCAAAAAUUAGCAGGUUGCCGGCCUACCUGACAGUCCAAUUUGUAAGAUUCUUUUAUAAAGAAAAAGGAGCGAUAAACGCAAAAGUUCUAAGAGACGUUAAAUUCCCAAUGGAGUUUGAUGCUUAUGAGUUGUGCUCCCCUGAAUUGCAAGAAAAAUUGACGCCAGCGAGGUUAAAAUUUAAGGAACUAGAAGAUGCCCUGGUUUACGAGAAUACCAAAGAGAAGAAAAAGAAGGAGGAGCCAAAAGAUAAAGUGGAGAAGAAGUAUGCACCUUAUUGGUUUGAAAAUGAUCUGGGCAGCAAUAAUAGCGGUUACUACACUUUACAAGCAGUGCUGACCCACAAGGGGAGAUCUUCGUCUAGCGGUCACUAUGUCGGUUGGAUCAAAAUAGCCAACGGCAAAUGGGUGAAGUGUGAUGAUGACACGGUCACCCCUGUGACGGAGGAGGAGAUUUUAAAACUCUCUGGGGGAGGUGACUGGCAUUGCGCCUAUGUUCUUCUGUACGGACCCCGUCUCCUAGAAAUCAAAGACGUUACGGACCAAACUGAGCCCUUGUCAGAGCCAAUGGCCACCGAAUAAUGUAUUAGUCGCUUUAAAUAUUUUUUUUUUUAAGUGGAACUAAUUAUUGUAUAAAACCGACGAAUAAUAAAACACGCUUUUUAUAGUA
Molecule: messenger RNA, 1744 nt
Organism: Anthonomus grandis grandis
Lineage: Eukaryota; Metazoa; Arthropoda; Insecta; Coleoptera; Curculionidae
Gene: Usp14
Product: ubiquitin carboxyl-terminal hydrolase 14
Exons: 11
Coding region: 169-1656 (495 amino acids)
Biological process (GO): protein deubiquitination; regulation of proteasomal protein catabolic process; proteasome-mediated ubiquitin-dependent protein catabolic process
Molecular function (GO): protein binding; cysteine-type deubiquitinase activity; proteasome binding
Source: RefSeq, a predicted model, not a curated record